This is a messenger RNA of Nothobranchius furzeri (turquoise killifish), 12776 nucleotides long. The record is from RefSeq and is a predicted model, not a curated record. NCBI's taxonomy places the organism in Eukaryota, Metazoa, Chordata, Actinopteri, Cyprinodontiformes, Nothobranchiidae.
CAGCUGCCCCAACAACAUCUACAGCUGCUCCAACAACAACCACUGAAGCCCCAACAACAACCACAGCUUCUCCAACAACAACCACAGAAGCCCCAACAACAACCACAGCUGCUGUAACAACAUCCACCGCUGCUCCAACAACAACCACUGAAGCCCCAACAACAACCACAGCUGCUCCAACAACAACCACAGCUGCCCCAACAACAACCACAGCUGCCCCAACAACAACCACAGCUGCCCCAACAACAACUACAGCUGCCCCAACAACAUCUACAGCUGCUCCAACAACAUCUACAGCUGCUCCAACAACCACCGCUGCUCCAACAACAACCACUGAAGCCCCAACAACAACGACAGCCACCCCAACAACAACGACAGCCACCCCAACAACAACCACAGCUGCCCCAACAACAACCACAGCUGCCCCAACAACAACCACAGCUUCUCCAACAACAUCUACAGCUGCCCCAACAACAACCACAGCUGCUGUAACAACAACCACUGCAGCCCCAGUAACAACCACAGUUAUGACCACCUUAACUCAAAACAUUCAAAAUGUCAAAGUAACAAGGCGGCUUACUUUUAGAACUACAGACACAGCCUUUUCUGACAAUUUGCUUCUUUCAACCAGUGACAACUUUAAAGCACGAGUUAACCUCAUAGAAAUAGUACUCACGCCAAGAUUUGCAAGACAAUUUCACUUUUUCUACAGUUUCAUAGUUAUUUAUUUCAGGCCUGGGUCAAUCAUGAACACUGCAGACGUAACUUUUAAUUCAACAGAGGUUCCAAGUGACACUGAUAUUAUAAAUCUGUUGGCCAUGGAAGCUCCAACAAUCAACAACUUCACAAUUGACACUUCCAAUAUCACUGUGGAAGACCCAACACCAAUAAUCAUCACUACUGCUCCAAAAACAACCACAGCUGCUCCAGCAACAUCCACAGAAGUCCCAACAACAACCACAGCUGCUCCAACAACAACCACAGAGGCCCCAACAACAACCACAGCUGCUCCAACAACAACCACAGCUGCUCCAACAACAACUAUAGCUGCUCCAACAACAACCACAGAAGCCCCAACAACAACCACAGAAGCCCCAACAACAACUACAGCUGCUCCAACAGCAACCACAGAAGCCCCAACAACAACUACAGCUGCCCCAACAACAACCACAGAAGCCCCAACAACAACCACAGCUGCUCCAACAACAACCACAGCUACAACAACUACAACCACAGCUGCACCAACAACAACCACAGCUGCUUCAACUACAACCACUGUUGCUCCACCUGCAACCAUAGCUGCUCCAACAACAACCACAGAAGCCCAGACAACAACCACAGAAGCCCCAACAACAACUACAGCUGCUCCAACAACAACCACAGAAGCCCCAACAACAACCACAGAAGCCCCAACAACAACUACAGCUGCUCCAACAACAACCACAGAAGCCCCAACAACAACUACAGCUGCCCCAACAACAACCACAGAAGCCCCAACAACAACCACAGCUGCUCCAACAACAACCACAGCUACAACAACUACAACCACAGCUGCACCAACAACAACCACAGCUGCACCAACAACAACCACUGCUGCUUCGACUACAACCACUGUUGAUCCAACUGCAACCACAGCUGCUCCAACAACAACUAUAGCUGCUCCAACAACAACCACAGAAGCCCCAACAACAACCACAGAAGCCCCAACAACAACUACAGCUGCUCCAACAACAACCACAGAAGCCCCAACAACAACUACAGCUGCUCCAACAACAACCACAGAAGCCCAAACAACAACUACAGCUGCCCCAACAACAACCACAGAAGCCCCAACAACAACCACAGCUGCUCCAACAACAACCACAGCUACAACAACUACAACCACAGCUGCACCAACAACAACCACAGCUGCUUCAACUACAACCACUGUUGCUCCAACUGCAACCAUAGCUGCUCCAACAACAACCACAGAAGCCCAGACAACAACCACAGAAGCCCCAACAACAACUACAGCUGCUCCAACAACAACCACAGAAGCCCCAACAACAACUACAGCUGCCCCAACAACAACCACAGAAGCCCCAACAACAACCACAGCUGCUCCAACAACAACCACAGCUACAACAACUACAACCACAGCUGCACCAACAACAACCACAGCUGCACCAACAACAACCACUGCUGCUUCGACUACAACCACUGUUGCUCCAACUGCAACCACAGCUGCUCCAACAACAACCACAGAAACCCCAACAACAACCACCGAAGCCCCAACAACAACUACAGCUGCUCCAACAACAACCACAGAAGCCCCAACAACAACCACAGCUCAUCCAACAACAUACACAGCUGCUCCAACAACAACCACAGAAGCCCCAGCAACAACCACAGCUGCUCCAACAACAACCACAGAAGCCCCAACAACAACCACAGCUGCUUCAACUACAACCACUGUUGCUCCAACUGCAACCACAGCUGCUCCAACAACAACCACAGAAGCCCCAACAACAACCACAGCUGCUCCAACAACAACCACAGCUACAACAACUACAACCACAGCUGCACCAACAACAACCACAGCUGCUUCAACUACAACCACAUUUGCUCCAACUGCAACCAUAGCUGCUCCAACAACAACCACAGCAGCCCUAACAACAACCACAGAAGCCCCAACAACAACUACAGCUGCUCCAACAACAACCACAGAAGCCCCAACAACAACCACAGCUCAUCCAACAACAUACACAGCUGCUCCAACAACAACCACAGAAGCCCCAGCAACAACCACAGCUGCUCCAACAACAACCACAGAAGCCCCAACAACAACCACAGCUGCUUCAACUACAACCACUGUUGCUCCAACUGCAACCACAGCUGCUCCAACAACAACCACAGAAGCCCCAACAACAACCACAGCUGCUCCAACAACAACCACAGCUACAACAACUACAACCACAGCUGCACCAACAACAACCACAGCUGCUUCAACUACAACCACUGUUGCUCCAACUGCAACCAUAGCUGCUCCAACAACAACCACAGAAGCCCCAACAACAACCACAGAAGCCCCAACAACAACUACAGCUGCUCCAACAACAACCACAGAAGCCCCAACAACAACCACAGAAGCCCCAACAACAACCACAGAAGCCCCAACAACAACUACAGCUGCUCCAACAACAACCACAGAAGCCCCAACAACAACUACAGCUGCCCCAACAACAACCACAGAAGCCCCAACAACAACCACAGCUGCUCCAACAACAACCACAGCUACAACAACUACAACCACAGCUGCACCAACAACAACCACAGCUGCACCAACAACAACCACUGCUGCUUCGACUACAACCACUGUCUCUCCAACUGCAACCACAGCUGCUCCAACAACAACCACAGAAACCCCAACAACAACCACCGAAGCCCCAACAACAACUACAGCUGCUCCAACAACAACCACAGAAGCCCCAACAACAACCACAGCUCAUCCAACAACAUACACAGCUGCUCCAACAACAACCACAGAAGCCCCAGCAACAACCACAGCUGCUCCAACAACAACCACAGAAGCCCCAACAACAACCACAGCUGCUUCAACUACAACCACUGUUGCUCCAACUGCAACCACAGCUGCUCCAACAACAACCACAGAAGCCCCAACAACAACCACAGAAGCCCCAACAACAACCACAGAAGCCCCAACAACAACCACAGCUGCACCCACAACAACCACAGCUGCUCCAACAACAACCACAGAAGCCCCAACAACAACCACAGCUGCUCCAACGACAACCACAGCUCCAACAACAACCACACCUGCACCAACAACAACCACAGCUGCUCCAACGACAACCACAGCUCCAACAACAACCACACCUGCACCAACAACAACCACAGCUGCUUCAACUACAACCACUGUUGCUCCAACUGCAACCAUAGCUGCUCCAACAACAACCACAGAAGCCCCAACAACAACCACAGAAGCCGCAACAACAACUACAGAAGCCCCAACAACAACCACAGCUGCUCCAACAACAACCACAGCUACAACAACUACAACCACAGCUGCACCAACAACAACCACAGCUACAACAACUACAACCACAGCUGCACCAACAACAACCACUGCUGCUUCGACUACAACCACUGUUGCUCCAACUGCAACCACAGCUGCUCCAACAACAACCACAGGAGCCCCAACAACAACCACAGAAGCCCCAACAACAACUACAGCUGCUCCAACAACAACCACAGAAGCCCCAACAACAACCACAGCUCAUCCAACAACAUACACAGCUGCUCCAACAACAACCACAGAAGCCCCAACAACAACUACAGCUGCUCCAACAACAACCACAGAAGCCCCAACAACAACCACAGCUCAUCCAACAACAACCACAGAAGCCCCAACAACAACCACAGAAGCCCCAACAACAACUACAGCUGCUCCAACAACAUCCACAGAAGCCCCAACAACAACCACAGCUCCUCCAACAAAAACCACAGCUGCUCCAACAACAUACGCAGCUGCUCCAACAACAACUACAGCUGCCCCAACAAUAACCACAGCUUCCCCAACAACCACAGCUGCCCCAACAACAACAACCGCAGCUGCCCCAACAACAACCACAGCUGCUCCAACUACAACCACUACUGCUCCAACUACAACACCAGUAGCCCCAACAUUAACCACAACUGUACCAAAAACAACCCCAGUUGCUCCAACAACAACCACAGAAGCCCAAACAACAACCACAGCUGCUCCAACAACAACCACAGAAGCCCCAACAACAACCACAGCUGCUCCAACAACAACCACAGAAGCCCCCACAACAACCAUAGAAGCCCCAACAACAACCACAGCUCCUCCAACAAAAACCACAGCUGCUCCAACAACAACCACAGCUGCCCCAACAACAACCACAGCUUCCCCAACAACAACCACAGCUGCCCCAACAACAACCACAGCUGCUCUAACAACAACCACAGCUGCUCCAACUACAACCACUACUGCUCCAACUACAACACCAGUAGCCCCAACAUUAACCACAACUGUACCAAAAACAACCACAGUUGCUCCAACUGCAAUCACAGCUGCUCCAACUACACCCACAGCUGCUCCAACUUCAACCACACCUGCCCCAACAACAAAAACAACUGAUCCAACUACAACCACAGCAGCCCCAACAACAACCACAAAUUAUUCAACCAUAACCACAGCUACUCAAACUACAACCACAGCUGCUCCAACUACUACUACAUCAGUCCCUAAAUCAACCACAGCUGCUCCAACUGCAACCACAGAUGCUCUAACUGCAACCACAGCUGCUUCAACUACAACCACAAUGGCCCCAGCAACAACCACAACUGCCUCAACUGUAACCAAAGCUGCUCCAACUUCAACCACAGCUGCUCCAAUUACAACCACAGCAGCCCCAACAACAAAAAUAACUUCUCCAACAGCAACCAUAGCUGCUCCAACUACUACUACAUCAGCCCCAACAACAACAGCUGCUCCAACAACAACCACAAUUGCUUCAACUACAACCACAACUGAUCCUACAACAACAACAACCGCAGCCCCAACAUCAACCACUGCUAGUCCAACUACAACCACAGCAGGCUUAACAACCACAGCUGCUCCAACAACAACAACAACCACAACUGCCACAACAACAACCACAGCUUCAUCAACUACAACCCCAGCAGCUUCAACAACAACCACAUCUCCAACAACCACAGCUGCUCCAACAACAACAACCACAACUGCUUCAACUACAACAACAGCAGCCCCAACAACAACCACUGCUGCUUCAACUACAACCACAGCAUCUUCAACCACAGCUGCUCCCACUACAACCACGACUGCUCUAACUACAACUACAGCAGCCCUAACAACAACAAAAACAUCGGCUUCAACUACAAGAACGGGAGCCUCAUCAUCAACCACAACUGCUCUAACAACAGCCACACCUUCUCUAACUUCCACCACAACUGCCUCAACAACAAGUACAUCUGCUUCAACGUCAACAACAGCAGCCAAGACAACAGAAUCCUCAAUAACAGCAAUCCUAUCAACACCAACAACAAUCACAACAACUAAAGUUAGUACAGGAAUGACUAUUGUGGUCACAACUGCUCCUACAACUGUUUUAUCCUCAUUUACAAACACAGCAACUAAUGCUAAAUCUACAUCAUUACUUGCUACAAAUACUUCAGCCAACACUACAACAACUGUUCUAACUACACACACAACUGGUCCUACAACAAUUGUAUCUUCAUUUAUAAACACAGCAACUAAUUCUAAAACUACAUCGUCACCUGCUACUAACGCAACAACCAAUACUACGGCAGGAAUUACUAUUGUGGCCACAACUGCUACCACUACAACUCAAGCUCCUGCUCCAACUUAUAUAGUUGCAGCAACAGUGAUAGAACCAUUUAUUCCAGCAUAUAAGGAUAAGACCAGCAAAGAGUUCAAGUCUCUUGAAACAAGAGUGGUAGAAACGUGCCUCAUAAUUUACAGGGCUAAAUUUGGAUCCAUUGUUGUUCGCUGCUUUGUGAUAGAAUUUAUAGAGGUCAUAACACGAAUGAAUGCUACUGAAGCAAAGGUUGGGGUAGAGUUUAAUAACACUCUACCAGCUGCUCAAAUCCCAACGGCGGAUGAGGUCAAACAAACCUUAGUGGAAGCUGCGACUAAUACCAACCUCACCUUCAAUGUCACCUUUCAACCUUCGUCUAUCCAGAUAAAAGAUACCAUGAACAUACCAACUGAAGCCCCGAUUACUAAUGCUACAGUUCCUACAGCCUUUACGGCCACCAAUGCAACUGCAACUUCACCUGCUACAAUGACUGCUGUUACAACUAACCCAACAACAACAACAACUGCCCCUACUACUAUCACAACUGCUGAGUCAAUAACAACACUACUGGUGACCUUUAGGUCUGCUGGAGAAACAUUUACUUCUGAGCUGGGAAAUCCAUCAUCUCCAGCUUUUACAAAACGAGCUUCACUAAUUAAAACAACUCUUGAGCCGUACUACCGACGGCCGUAUCCCACAUUCCGCUCUUUUGAUGUGUUCUUGUUCAGCAACGGGUCAAUCAUCAAUCAUGCAAACAUUCGAUAUGCAACAAUAUUUGUUCCCAAUUUUACUGAAAUUGGAAGAGUUUUGAUCAACGCAGCAGCAAAUGUCACUGCAUUCAACAUCGAUGUUUAUUCAAUUUAUGUGAAUGGCACACAAGUGUCGGGCGGCGUCAACCACCAGAUCAGUCUCAUUACUGCAGCCUGCAUGUGCAGUGGUGUCAGGCUUUCUGACAACUACACACUAGUGAUGUUGGUCGUGAACAAAACGGGUCUUAGAGCCAAUAAGAAAAGCGAUGCCUUCGAGGAGGUGCCGGACUUGAAACCCCCUCCCAUUCACCAUGGUAACACAUGCUGGAGAACAAACCUGCUCUGUGGCAGGCUUGCAGCUAGGUCUUUUGAAAUCGUGGUGAAAGAAUACGAUUGGAGGAGGCAUGUUAUGGCUCCUUUUUCAUGCCAGUGGCUGGCAACCACGAGUCUAAAUGGUCAUGUUGCAUUAAAUCAGCCUCCUACGUCACUGAUCAGCGGAGGGGAGUGUGGUGUGUUGAAGUUCCUGAGGAGAAGCGCUGACAGAGAAAUUCUGAGCCAGUUAAUCACACCUCUCAGUCCUCUUCUCCUUGACCCAACCUCAAUAGUUGCACUUCACCCUGCGGUCUUCUGUGAAGUGCACUUAGAGGACACACACACUAAUAUUGAAUUUAAGACAACACUAAAGUAUUGUGAUAGCGUUCCAGCUAAAUUUUUGUUAAAUGUCUCCACAGCAGUGUUGAUGUGCCUAACAGAACAUGGACGGAUAUCAAAUGUAGCCAUAGCAGAUGAUGCUCAAGUGAUCGCAGAUGGUCCAACAGACACAAAAGCCACUAUAAUAAGCACAGCUGUUCCAAAUGCAACCACAACCGCCCCUACGACAACCACAAAUUAUCCAAUUACAACCACAGCUGACCCCCUUACAACCAUAGCAGCCCCAACUACAAACUCAGCUGCCUUAACUACAACCAUAGUUGUUUCAUCUACAACCAUGGCUGUCCCCACUACAAUCACAGAUGCACCAAAAAAGACCACAGCUGCCCGUCCAUCAACCACAAUUGCUCCCACUACAACCACAGCUGCCCAAACAACAACCACAACUGCUCUAACUACAACCACAGAUGCUUCUACUUUAAGUACAGCAGCCCCAACUACAACCUCAGCUGCUUUAACAACAACCACAACUCCUUCAACUUCAGCCUCAGCCACCCCAACAACCACCGUUUAUCCAAUUACAACCAUGAAAACUUUAACUACAACUAAUGCAGUCCCAAAAUCAACCACAUCUACAUCAACUACAACCAAAGUAUUUUCUACUACAGCUGCCCCAACAAAUAUAGUUGCUCAGACUACAACCACACAUGCCCCAUCAACAACUACAGAAUCUCAAACAACAACCACAGCUGACCCGACUAUGACUACAAUGGCCCCAAUAACUAUCACACCUGCUUUUCCUAAAAUCACAGCUGCUGAAACUGCAACCACAGCUGCCCCCAAACGAACCAUAACUGUUCCGAUUACAAGCACAGCUGCCCCGAAAAUAAUCACCACUGCCCCAAAACAAACCAAGGUGUCUCCAACUACAGCUGGCCAAAAAACAACAAUGACGGCUCCAAAGACAAUUAAUGAUACCCUAACAACAACCAUAUCUACUCCAACUACAACCGCAGCUGCUCCAAAUACAACCAUGGUUGCGUCAUCUACAACCACAGCUGUCCCAACAACAACCAUGGCUGCUCCAACUACAACUGCUGAUUAUUCUGCUUUUGGUACAGUUGCUUCAACUACAACCACAGCUGCCCCAAGAACAACCACUACUGCUCCAACAACUACACUCACAGCUGUGCCAGCUACAACUCCAGCUGCCCUAACAACAACAACAACCACAUCUACAUCAAUUACAAUCACAGCUACCUCCACAAUCACAACUGCCCCAACAACCACCACAACUGCUCUAACUGCAACCACAGUUGAUUCAACUGCAACAACAUUUGCCCCAACAACAACCACAGAUUCCCCAACUACAAUCACAGCUGUGUCAGCAACAAGUAUAACUGCCCAAACAACAAUCGCAUCUACAUCAACUACAACCACAGCAGCCUCAUCAACAAUCACAGCUUCUCCAUCUACAACAACAGCUGCCCCAGCAACAACAACAACUGCUUCAAUUACAACCGCAGCAGCCCCAACAACAACAACCACAGCUCCUCCAACCACAGCUGCCCUAACAACAACAACAACUGCUUCAAUUACAACCGCAGCAGCCCCAACAACAACAACCACAGCUCCUCCAACCACAGCUGCCCUAAAAACAACCACAACUGCCCCAACAACAACAACUACUGCUGCUUCAAUUGCAACCACAGCAGCCCCCAAAACAACCACAGAUGCCUCAACAACAACCACAGCUGCUGCUACUACAACCACAGCAGCUCCAACUACAACCACAGCUGCCUCAACAACACCCACAGCUGCUCCAACAACAAUUCCAGCUGCACCAACAUUUACCACAGUUGUGCCAACAACCACAGCUGCCCUAACAACAACCACCACUAGCCAAAAAACAACCACACCUGCUUUGACAACAAUCACAGUUACUCCAACUACAACCACAUCUCCCACAUCAAUCACAGCUGUGACAACAACCAUAACUGCUCCAACUAAAACCACAGAAGCUGCAACUACAACCACAUCUCCCACAUCAAUCACAGCUGUGGCAACAACCACAACUGCUCCAACUACAACCACAGAAGCUCCAACUACAACCACAAUUGCUCCAGUUUUAACCGCAGAUUCUUCACAAAAACGCACAGUUGCAAAUACUACAACCUCAAAGAACCCAACAACAAUAACAGCUGCUCCAACUACAAACACAGUAGCCCCAACAACAACCACAGCUGAGGCAAAAACCACAGCUGCCCAAACAACAACCACAGCUGCUCUGACAACAACCUCGGUUUCUCCUACUACGACCACAGCUGCUACAACUACAACCUCGGAUAACCCAACAACAACCACAGUUUCUCCGACAACAGCCACAGUUACUCCAACUACAACAGCAUCUUCCCUAAUUACUACCACAGAUGCUUCAACAUCAAUCCUAGCUGUGCCAGCAACAACGAAAGUUGCUCCAACUACAACCUCAGAUGCACCAAUUACAAACAAAGCAGCUCCAACAACAACCACAAUUGCUCCAACUACAACCACAGAUGCUUCAAUGACAACCACAGAUGCUCCAACUAUGACAACAGAUGCUUCACCAACAACCACAGCUGCACCAACUACAACCUCAGAGACCCCAACAACAAAAACAGCUGCUCCAAUUACAACUCCAGUUGCUCCAACUACAACCACAGCUGCUCAGACUACAACCACAGCAGCCCCAACAAAAAUCACAGUUACCCCAAGCACAACCACAGAAUUUAUAACCACAGCAGCUCCAACUUUAACCACACAUGCUUCAGCUACAACCACAUACCACAGCUGCUCCAACUGCUUCGACUGCAACCACAGCUGCCCAAACAACAACCACUGUAGCUCCAAGCACAACAACUUAUGCCCCAACAAUAACCACAGCUGCUGCAACUACAAUCACAGCUACCCCAAGCACGACCACAGAGUUUAUAACCACAGCAGCCCCAACAGUAACCACAUCUGCUCCAACUGCAAAUACACAUGCUUCAACUACAACCACAUCUCCAAAGCUGCCCCAACAACAACCAUGGCUGUUCCAACCACAACCACAGCAGCCGAUACAAUCUCAGUGGCACCAACAACUACUACAAGUGCCCAAACAAUGACAAAUGCAGCUCCAACAAAAACAACCCCAUCUUCCCCAACAACCACUGCUGCUCCAACUACAACAACCACAGAAGUCCCAACAACCACAGCAGCAUUAAAAACAACGUUAUCUUCUAUAACAACAAUCACAUCAGUUCAAAAAGCAACCACUGCUGCUCAAACUACGACCACAACUGCCCCAAUAGCAACCACACCUGCCUCACAUACAACCACCGCUGCCCCAUCUAUAAUUGAAAAUCCCCAAACAACAAGGCGGCUUACUUUUCGAUCUCCAGACACUGUAUUUUCUGAGGAUUUGCGUAAUCCAAGCAGUAACCUCUUCAAAGCACGAGCAAGCCUAAUAGAGGCAGUUCUUACGCAAAUAUUCUCCAGAGAAUUUAAUUAUUUCCUCACACUGAAAGUAGUUUAUUUCACACCUGGGUCAGUUGUAAACACUGUGGACCUAACUUUUAAUUUAACAGGUGUUCCAAAUGACACAGCAAUCGUAAAUGUGUUUGUCAGCGAAGCUUCAACCAUCACCAACUUCACCAUUGACACGGCCAACAUUACUGUGGAAAACCCAACUGUUCCAACUACAACCUCAAAUGCCCCAACAACAACCAUGAUUUCUCCAACUACAACUACAAUUGCUCCACCUACAACCACCGCUGCCUUAACAACAACCACAGCUGUGCCAACAACCACAGCUGCCCCACCAACAACCACAGAUCCUUCAACAUCAAUCACAGCUACAGCUGCUUCAACAACAACCACAGCUGCGCCAACAACAACCACAACUACAACAACCACAGCUGCUUCAACAACAACCACAGCUGCCCCAGCUACAACCACAGCUGUACCAACAACAACAACCAUAGCUGCACCAACAACAACCACAGCUGCACCAACAUCAACAACAGCUGCACCAACAACAACCACAGCUGCACCAACAACAACCACAGCUGCUCCAACAACAACCACAGCUGCCCCAACAAAAACCAUAGCUGCACCAACAACAACCACAGCUGCCCCAACUACAACCACAGCUGCCCCAGCUACAACCACAGCUGCUCCAACAUCAACCACAACUGCACCAACAACCACAGCUGCUUCAACUAAAACCACAGCUGCUCCAACAUCAACCACAACUGCACCAACAACCACAGCUGCUUCAACUACAACCACAACUGCCCCAGCUACAACCACAGCUGCACCAACAACAACCACAGCUGCACCAACAACAACCACAGCUGCUCCAACAACAACCACAGCUGCACCAACAACAACCACAGCUGCUUCAACAACAACCACAGCGGCACCAACAACAACCACAACUGCACCAACAACCACAGCUGCUUCAACUACAACCACAGCUGCCCCAGCUACAACCACAGCUGCACCAACAACAACCACAGCUGCACCAACAACAACCACAGCUGCUCCAACAACAACCACAGCUGCUCCAACAACAACCACAGCUGCACCAACAACAACCACAGCUGCACCAACAACAACCACAGCUGUACCAACAACAACAACCAUAGCUGCACCAUUAACAACCACAGCUGCACCAACAUCAACCACAGCUGCACCAACAACAACCACAGCUGCACCAACAACAACCACAGCUGCUCCAACAACAACCACAGCUGCACCAACAACAACCACAGCUGCACCAACAACAGCCACAGCUACCCCAACAACAACCACAGCUGCACCAACAACAACCACAGCUGCACCAACAACAACCAAAGCUGCACCAACAACAACCACAGCUGCACCAACAACAACCACAGCUGCGCCAACAACCACAGCCGCUCCCACAUCAACCACAGCUGCUUCAACAACAACCACAGCUGCACCAACAACAACCACAGCUGCACCAACA